ACUCUCCAUAGACAGCUCUGCAGGGAAGUCUGAGACAACCUGGCCAGACUUAGGGCUCACGAUCUGGUCAGAGUCAUGGCACCCCAGACUCUGCUGCCUGUCCUGGUUCUCUGUGUGCUGCUGCUGCAGGCCCAGGGAGGAUACCGUGACAAGAAGAGGAUGCAGAAAACACAGCUAUCCCCAGAAAUCAAAGUCUGCCAGCAGCAGCCUAAACUAUAUCUAUGCAAACACUUAUGUGAAUCUCACCGAGACUGUCAAGCAAAUAACAUAUGCUGUUCUACCUACUGUGGGAAUGUUUGCAUGAGCAUCCUGUGAGUGGGAGAGUGGGCCGGGAUGUGCAUCCUGCUUCCCAACUCCUCUAUCCAAGACUGUGCCCACAUCCGAAGCACAAGGACCUCAAGUCACCAGCAUAAGAACAUCAACAGGAAUGCCGCCCUCUCUACUGUCUGAACCCCUUGUCCCCGUCAAAUAAACUAGAACAAAUGCCCAGGGA
Molecule: messenger RNA, 493 nt
Organism: Pan troglodytes (chimpanzee)
Lineage: Eukaryota; Metazoa; Chordata; Mammalia; Primates; Hominidae
Gene: WFDC10A
Product: WAP four-disulfide core domain 10A
Exons: 2
Coding region: 76-315 (79 amino acids)
Cellular component (GO): extracellular region
Molecular function (GO): peptidase inhibitor activity
Source: RefSeq, a predicted model, not a curated record